Molecule: messenger RNA, 2379 nt
Organism: Bolinopsis microptera
Lineage: Eukaryota; Metazoa; Ctenophora; Tentaculata; Lobata; Bolinopsidae
Exons: 9
Coding region: 185-1759 (524 amino acids)
Biological process (GO): regulation of protein localization to membrane; cell migration; regulation of signal transduction
Cellular component (GO): extracellular region; cell surface; plasma membrane
Source: RefSeq, a predicted model, not a curated record
AUUUUAGGUACUAUACAGAACAAUGAACAUGGUCGGUAAAAGAGUAAACACGCAGGCUAAACUUUUCUGCUAUGAGAUCCAGAUCAACAGACUUCAGACGUUGUAGCAAAAUUUCAGGGUGUGCCAAUUCGAAUAUGACUGAUAACUAGAUGGUGCCGAUACAAUCUCAUGCAGAUAUGAGAGGAUGGAACUGAGAUGGGCACUGUACCGUGUGAUGGCUCAAUGUGGAUUAUUUGUCUGCAUGGUUACUUCCUUUACUCCUCCGCAAGACUCAUGCUCUGAGAUUGGAACUGUACUUACUGAACGCUUCCAGAGACACACAAGUCCGGAGGAGAUCCAGAACCUUUUCACCUGUAACAAAGGUCUUACCUGUUGCAACACCGUCUCAGAGUACUUCUUUGAAAAGAGGGUAACUGACGACUUCACUAAGUUCGCACUCUACACCCUCCACAGACGGAUAGAGAGAUUCAAUGUGGGCGCGUUCGCGGAGCAAGUAAACUGGGCAGUGUUUAGAGGACUGAUAAAGCAGGUGGAGGACGGGUUACCCAUAUCCUACGAGCACUUCUUCGAGCUGGCUCUCUUCGAGAUAGUGGCUAUUAAACCAACCUGUAUCAGACGUAAGGAGGUCGUUAAGCUAAAGGAAGACGCUAUGCCCGACAUUAUAAAACUAGUGAACAACAUUUACGCCUAUCAGAAGGGAGUUCAGGCGAUCAACGUGACUUUACUGGCUACAGCAUCACUACGUCCGUCGAAGAAGUGUUCUAACAACGUGAGUAAAGCUGGGAUACCGCUAGAUCUGACCUACCGACCUGCUGGCUGUCCUCUCUGCCUUGACAGCACUGCUCAAGCUAAGGUUUGCAGAGACCUGUGCCUCAACGUAGUCCGUGGCUGCUACGCCUCCAUCUUGCUCUACAAGGACCUGUACUCACAGCUCAUUAAGAAGAUGGAUGAGAUCUACUUCACCCUAAACUACCAUCUGGAAAUGCAAAACGGCAGCCUCUUCUCUUUCAUGGGGAAAAUUGACAAGUAUUUGAAAUCGGUGGAUUUCACAAGAAGCUGUACAGACAGAGACUUCGGUAAAAAGAGGAGGAGAAAGAGACAAGGAGGAAGCGGACCUGACUUGUCUCAUUUCGAGAACUACUUUUCCAAGACGCUGGAUUUAGAAAGUGCUAUAGUUGAUCCAGCCACGUUACCUUGCGCAGGAUCUAACAACACUACUCCUUGCUGGAAUGGAGAUGGAAUGGGGAACUACCAGCACUUAGCGUACUCGUACACAAAAGAGGAGCAGGAAAUUAACCCGGAGACAGCAGAUAUGGAGUUAACAGAAUUGCAAGAAUCAGCUGUUAGACUCAUGGUGAAGGCGCUCGAACUCGCGAAUCGCACAUCAUUGAACGAAAAACUCUUUAACGUGUCAAAAUCAGACCCAGAAACGGAAGGCACAAGCGAACCUCCCGUAUUUGAAAAAAAAUUCGAAACUCUGAGUUCGUUCACAACACCAGGCUCUGUCACAACGGAGAGACCGAGCGUUGAGGGACCUAUAAAAGCAAAUACUAAGGCUCCUGAAGGUGAACUCAGUAAUACCGUUGAAAGUGACUUAGACCCAAUGUAUAACAUGAACAUAGCAGACACUAAUGCCCGUCAAGUGGACGAAUUUAAUGACGACACUGCCUCCUCAGAAUCAAACUCAGACAAUCGCUCUGUGAACUCAGUGACUCUAGGGGGCUUGUUUUUAUACACAUUUUUAGUUGUAGCUAGAUAAAACACCCUCAAACAUGCUAUGAUCUUUAUUUAUACCGCACAGUUCGACUGUAAACACCACGGCAGAACCUCAAGUUUUUAUAUUAACGUCGCAAUGCAAUGAACAGAAAACUAAAAUCUGCAUCAGUGCAGAGACUUUAGUGGUAUUUUAAAGCUUAUCUGCGUUCACUUGGAAACUAUCAUCGCACAGAACUGCGAUAGAAGAACCAAUGACUCCAAUGAUAUCGUGAUAAUGUAACAAAUCGUCAUUUUAUUGUCUUAUCUGUACCGAUGAUUUGUGAAUUUAUAAGUUAUUGUCUAUGGUAUCGAAGUGCCAGCAUUGAGCAUUGUAUACUAUCACAAUGUACUAACUAUCAUCAGAUAAAUCAUUGUAUUGGUAUUUCUAUUUUAAUGAGAUUUUUCUGAUGAACAUAAUUCAAAUAGCAAGUUGCAAUAUUUUGAUAAUCUUGCGACACGAAUCUGACCAUUUGCUCUUUUUUUAAUGAAUAUUAAGCUCUGAAUUAUUUUUACAGUUAUUACUUAUUACAAGUUGCUUUGAAGAAUUAUAUUAAUUACAUUCUUAUUUUUAAUUUUAUGAAGUCCGUAACGAAUAUGAAAAAUGAAACCGAUGCAAAUUGCUAA